CUGAGCUACAUUCUGGUCUGAUGAACACGUCCAGGUUUUCAAGAGUGCUCUAAGAAGGAUCAGAAAAUGAACACGAGGACUGUUGUUCACAAACCCACAUCCAUCAAAGUGAUAAUUCUCAAUAUGAACAGUAUGACUCUCAUGGCUACAUGUCCUACCCAUCAAGCUAUUGUGGCCAAUUUCACCAGUGUGCUGUGCCACCUUCAGGUAGAAGAAAUGUUCAACUAAAUUUGACUCUUCAGAGGAAAAAAUUACUCUUCAGUUGUUGGUGGAUUUCUCCUUCAAACUUUUCCCCUUUUGAGGACCUCCUGCCCAGCUACAGUGAUGUGGUUGUUGGAAAAGAUCAGACCAUCACAUGAAAAUGGAAACCUCCCCAGCUCUUCCUUCCUGGGACUGCCACAAAGCCAAAAUCUGCCAGAAAAGGCCCAGCUGAGGGCUGCUGCUUUUCCAAAUGUGAUCACUCCUGACAGAAUCCCUGAAUUCUGCAUUCCCCCCAGGCUGAUCGGCUCUGGCUCCAUUAAGGGCAGUGGCUUCCACCAGGAUCACAGCUCAGUGGAUGCAGCCCUUACUUCUGAUUAUAGCCCCAGCUCUUGCCCACAUCUCAUUCAGGUGGAAAGUGUUGAAGAGGAGAUCUCAGCCCUGGAGGAAGAAAGCACCAAUGCAGACCCACAGUCCCAAGCAGCGCUGUCCCUGCCCCACUUUCCCAGAGCCUCCACUUCCUAUGGCUUCUGCACUUUGCUGGAGAGUCCCCACACCAGGAGGAAGGAGUCCAUCUUCCAUGGUGAUCCACGUGGGGCUCUGCCCAGCCUGAAGCUGUCUCGAUCCAGGGCUAACACCUUCAGUGGCAAAGGUAGCAUGUCUAAUCCCAUUGCUAUCAGCUUUGCUUCUAUGAGACUGCCACCCAAGCAUCUCACUCUGCAUAGGCAAGGCGCCUGUGACAGCGACACUGCCUCUUCCAGUGAUUCCUCUCCUUUCAGUUCUCCACUUCUCAACAGGUCACCUCCCAGACCCUGCUCCCUGAUCAAAGCACAAAGUCAGGAGGGAUUGCUCUGCAGAGCACUGAAAGACAAAAGCAAACACAGUAUGCCCAGGAACAAUUCUCUCUCUACAGAGGACAGCAGCUCCACUGAUAACAGCCCCAGUGCCAUCAGGAGGUCCUCUGAGGGGCUGCUUGGCAUACGGGGCUUUAGCACCUCCUGUUCUCCCCUGUUUCCAGUGGACCUGAGCUGCAGUCGGGAGAGGCUGGUGGGAGAGAGUACUGUGGUAAUGGACAAGGGAGGCAUGUUGAGGCUGUCAGCUGAGUACUGCUCAGAGAACGAGAGGCUGCGGAUCCGCCUGAUCAGUGCUGAGGGUUUAUAUGAUGACUCUGUAGAGCCCAAAACCAUAAACUGCUGUAUCUCCUUCUCUCUGGUGCCAGGGAAAACACAGAAGCAGAGAAGCACAGUUAUAAAGAGAAGUAGAAAUCCCAUCUUCAAUGAGGACUUCUUUUUUGAUGGCAUUGCAGAAGAAGAGCUGUACAGCCUCUCUGUCAGGAUGAAAGCAACAAAUAAAGGGUGCAGUAUGAAACGGGAUUAUACCUUAGGAGAACGGGAAUUGUCUUUAAUGAGUAUGUUGGCAGUGUAGUGCUUCAAAUAUUCAAACAAAUUGUCUUCUGAAAGUUUUCUACUAAAUAAACUUUUAGGUUGACUUUUA
Passer domesticus (house sparrow) is the source of this 1692-nucleotide messenger RNA. RefSeq names its product C2 calcium-dependent domain-containing protein 4C-like. Lineage: Eukaryota; Metazoa; Chordata; Aves; Passeriformes; Passeridae. The record is from RefSeq and is a predicted model, not a curated record. The transcript is spliced from 3 exons. Bases 325 to 1623 code for a protein of 432 amino acids.